Messenger RNA from Rhea pennata, 2957 nucleotides. RefSeq names its product microtubule affinity regulating kinase 3 (gene MARK3). Gene Ontology annotation, molecular function: protein serine/threonine kinase activity; tau-protein kinase activity; ATP binding. NCBI's taxonomy places the organism in Eukaryota, Metazoa, Chordata, Aves, Rheiformes, Rheidae. Gene Ontology annotation, cellular component: cytoplasm; plasma membrane. Gene Ontology annotation, biological process: microtubule cytoskeleton organization; protein phosphorylation; intracellular signal transduction. The transcript has 20 exons. Bases 280 to 2745 code for a protein of 821 amino acids. The record is from RefSeq and is a predicted model, not a curated record.
CCCGGGGCGAGACGCCGCUGCUGCUUUGCCGCGGGGGGAUCUAGCCGGGGCGUGGGGCGCCGCAGGGGCAGGGCCGGGCCCGGGGCGGGGGGGACGCACGGAGGCGACGCCGCCCCCCGCCGCCCCCGUCCUUCAUGGUGGCGCGCUGCGACCACCGUCGCGGAGCAGCAGCGCAGCCCGUGCUCGCGGAGGGGAGGGGGGGGCCGCGGCGGCGCCGCCGGGGGCUUUUGUGCGCGGGGGUCGCUGUGGCGGGCAGCGCUGCCGCCCGCCUGAAGGAAAAUGUCCACUCGGACUCCGCUGCCCACGGUGAACGAGCGCGACACGGAAAAUGAUGUCGGCUCAUCAUUGGGGGAAGGCUUUUGCGAAAAGCAAACGUCCCAUGGAGACGGACGCCAGGAAGUUUCCUCUCGAACUGGGCGCUCUGGAGCUCGUUGCAGGAAUUCUAUAGCUUCCUGUGCAGAUGAACAGCCGCAUAUUGGAAAUUAUAGACUUCUUAAAACGAUCGGAAAGGGAAAUUUUGCAAAAGUGAAACUGGCAAGACACAUCCUUACUGGCAGAGAGGUUGCCAUAAAAAUAAUUGACAAAACACAGCUGAACCCAACUAGUCUACAAAAGCUCUUUAGAGAAGUAAGAAUAAUGAAGAUCUUAAAUCAUCCAAAUAUAGUGAAAUUAUUUGAAGUCAUUGAAACUGAAAAAACUCUCUAUUUAAUAAUGGAAUAUGCAAGUGGAGGAGAGGUGUUUGACUAUCUGGUUGCACAUGGAAGAAUGAAGGAAAAGGAAGCUAGAGCUAAAUUUAGACAGAUAGUAUCUGCAGUGCAGUAUUGCCAUCAAAAGCAUAUUGUUCAUAGAGAUCUCAAGGCUGAAAAUCUAUUGCUAGAUGCAGAUAUGAACAUUAAAAUAGCAGACUUUGGUUUUAGCAAUGAAUUUACAGUUGGAAAUAAACUGGACACCUUUUGUGGCAGCCCACCAUAUGCUGCUCCAGAGCUCUUUCAAGGGAAGAAAUAUGAUGGACCUGAAGUAGAUGUUUGGAGUUUAGGUGUUAUUCUUUAUACCCUUGUGAGUGGAUCUCUUCCUUUUGAUGGGCAGAACUUAAAGGAACUUAGAGAGAGAGUACUAAGGGGAAAAUACAGGAUUCCUUUCUACAUGUCCACAGACUGUGAAAACCUCCUCAAACGUUUCCUGGUGCUAAACCCAACAAAAAGAGGCACUCUAGAGCAAAUUAUGAAGGACAGGUGGAUCAAUGCAGGGCAUGAGGAGGAUGAACUUAAACCUUUUGUUGAACCAGAACUUGACAUCUCGGACCAGAAAAGAAUAGAUAUUAUGGUAGGAAUGGGAUAUUCUCAAGAAGAAAUUCAAGAAUCUCUUAGUAAAAUGAAGUAUGAUGAAAUCACAGCUACAUACUUACUGCUAGGAAGGAAAUCAUCGGAGUUGGAUGCAAGUGAUUCAAGCUCCAGCAGCAAUCUUUCACUUGCCAAAGUUAGGCCAAGUAGUGAUCUUAAUAAUAGCACUGGACAAUCUCCUCAUCACAAAGUUCAGAGAAGCAUAUCUUCUAGCCAGAAACAACGGCGGUACAGUGAUCACGCUGGACCAUCUAUCCCCUCAGUAGUGGCAUAUCCCAAAAGAAGCCAGACUAGUACUACAGACAGUGACCUCAAAGAAGAAGGAAUUCAGUCAAGAAAAUCUAGCAGUAGUGCUGUUGCAGGAAGAGGAAUUGCACCAGCUAGCCCAAUGCUUGGAAAUGCCAGCAAUCCAAAUAAGGCUGAUAUUCCUGAACGUAAGAAAAGUUCGGCUGUUCCUAGUAAUAACACUGCCCCUGGAGCAAUGACACGGCGCAAUACAUAUGUUUGUAGCGAAAGAACCACUGCUGACAGGCAUUCAGUGAUACAAAAUGGCAAGGAGAACAGCCUGACAGAAAUGUUCGCUUACGCAGCUAGCCCUGCUUCAGUUUGUACUACAUCCUUCUCCAGUGUUCGGCUGCGACAUCAGAAGUCGAUGUCCAUGUCAGCCUCUGUGCACACGAAGAUGAUGUUGCCUCCAAUAGACAAUGGCGCAGAUAACUUCAGGCCUAUCACUAUCCCCGAUCAAAGAACUCCUGUUGCUUCAACUCACAGCAUUAGCAGCGCAACCACACCUGAUCGUAUUCGUUUCCCCAGAGGAACUGCUAGUCGGAGCACUUUCCACGGACAGCUCAGGGAGCGACGCACUGCUACCUACAACGGGCCACCCGCCUCCCCCAGCCUGUCCCACGAAGCCACGCCACUGUCGCAGACUCGGACCAGGGGUUCCACUAAUCUAUUUAGUAAACUAACUUCAAAGCUAACAAGAAGAAACAUGUCAUUCAGGUUUAUCAAAAGGCUCCCGACUGAAUAUGAGAGGAACGGGAGAUAUGAGGGCUCAAGCCGCAAUGUAGCUGUGGAUCAGAAGGACGAAAACAAGGAAGCUAAGCCUCGUUCGCUGCGUUUUACCUGGAGCAUGAAAACCACCAGCUCCAUGGAUCCCAAUGACAUGAUGAGGGAAAUACGGAAGGUCCUGGAUGCCAAUAAUUGUGACUAUGAACAAAGAGAGCGCUUCUUGCUUUUCUGUGUCCAUGGAGAUGGGCAUGCGGAAAACCUUGUACAGUGGGAGAUGGAGGUGUGUAAACUGCCAAGACUGUCCCUGAACGGCGUUCGCUUUAAGCGGAUAUCGGGAACAUCCAUAGCUUUUAAAAACAUUGCUUCCAAAAUUGCCAAUGAGUUAAAGCUGUAACAAGAAAAAUAGUUAAGUUGUAAAUUAGUUAGCAAUUUCAAGUGUUUUUGAGAAUUCCAAUGGAAAUGUAUAGAAUAACAUUUAGGCAAUAACUUCUGCAUCCUUCUGAAUAGUGAUAUUAAAAAAAAAAAAAGCUGCUGAGCUGGGAGGGAGAGUUGGACUUUUUUAUAAGUGCACUACAGCAUUAAAGUUGCCUACUAUGUAAAAUAUUA